ACACCUGAGGGAAGGCGUCGAGUCUCCAAUCUGUGUAUGUCGAGUAUAAGUUGCUCAUUUGGGGUUUUGAGUCUCAAACCAGCGCUUAUUACUCUAGGCUUGUGUAACAGCCAUUCAUUAUCAUCAUUUUUAUAUGGAAGUCAGCAACGCCUAAAGCACAACAGGUACCGCUACCAUGUCAACAGAAGUACAGCCUGUGCCUGUAGCCCCCGCAGGACCCAUGGCUGAAUCUACAGUGCCUGCUGUUACCAAAGAGACCAGCGCAGGGCUAUCUGAAAACCAUACAGCCGCAACCACAAGCAAGUUUUUUUCAAGAGAGAAGAAGAGAGCUCCAGAGAGGACUGAUGAGUAUCUGCUGGCCAGGUUUCAAGGUGAUGGUGUUAGAUAUAAGGCCAAACUGAUUGGCAUUGAUGAUGUGCCUGAAGCUAGAGGGGACAAAAUGAGUCAGGACUCCAUGAUGAAACUGAAGGGCAUGGCUGUAGCUGCACGUUCCCAAGGAAAACACAAGCAAAGAAUCUGGGUGAACAUCUCUCUAGAGGGAAUUAAGAUAAUUGAUGAAAAGACUGGUGUGAUUGAACAUGAGCAUGCAGUGAAUAAGAUCUCAUUCAUUGCUCGUGACAUCACGGAUAACAGAGCGUUUGGAUAUGUGUGUGGGGCAGAAGGCCAGCAUCAGUUCUUUGCCAUCAAGACAACUCAGCAGGCACAACCCCUGGUUGUGGAUCUGAAAGAUUUAUUUCAGGUGAUUUUCAACACAAGAAAGAAAGAGGCUGAAACUACACAGAAGGAUGAUUCCAGUACUGUUAUUGAGAAUGGAAGUGAUACUUUGCUCAGUCUGGAUGGUCAAGUGGAGUCAUUAAAAGAUGAGAAAUUUUAUUUCUGCAUGCAGCUUAUGGAACAGAUGGACCUUUUUGGAGACAUGUCUACACCCCCAGAUAUCAACUCUCCUAUGCUGAACAGUGUUUUGUUGCUGGAGCUUGCUUCUGUGAUUGAUGCCAAUCAGAACCACCUUAAAGACAAUCCUUUCAUUUCUUAUCCAACAGUUCCUUGUAACACACCCACUGAUGCCCCAUUCUCUUCAGUUUUAGAUAAAGUCUUCAGUACCAGUCCAGUCCCAUUCAGUAAUGAAGCAUUUAAUCCACUUAUUUGCCAGUUUGGCACUUCCAUUUCUAAUGUUUCACCCAUGUUGACCAACUGCACAUCAGUUAUUUCUGAUUGCUAUAUGAAAGGGGAAAAAAAGAGCCCUCUUUUUUCCAACCUGAAUGAUCAAACAAAACUGUACUUACCCCAAAUUCCUUCUCCACUGUGUAAUGGUCUCAGCAACUCUUUGCUUCCUAUACUUCAAUCUCCACCUGUCUGUAAAAGUCAAGCUGUGCCACCUGUUUUACAUAAUGAUGGGGUGAUAGCCCUUUGUCCCCCACCACCAAGCUCUAACUGUGGCCGUGUGCAGAGGAGACGGAAGUCUUCUGGAAAUGAAAUGAUUGGGACAUUUGCAUCACCAACUCAGGGUGAAGGUGAACACAAAGCCCAUACCAGUUCCACUAUUCCAGGAGAUCUGUUCAACCCUACGAUCACCUCCACAGCUGCUAUUCUGUCCAUGCCAUUGGGAUCACCAUCAUUUUGUCAAGCUUCUACAACAGGUCCAUGGGGUCAACCAGCCCUCACAUUGUUUCCUGCCCAAGUACCAGUCCAAGGUACACCAUUAAAUUCUAUUGCCCAACCCUGUGGUUUUGGAACACCAGUGCCUCAAUGGGGACAGCAGAUGCCUCCUUCAGUUGGUACUCAAGCUUGGGGCCAACUAGCAACAACAGCAGCCUGGCCCCAAUCUGGCAUGGUGUCCAACCCCUGUCAGCCCUGUCGAUUUCCCUCAAUGAUUGCUCCCCCUGGAGGAAUUACAGUGCAGCCUUCUUCAGGACACCCCCUUCUGCCAUGUCGGCCUCCCCCUACAAUGGAAGAGUUACCGGCUAUUAAAAAUGCUUUUACUGCUCUGGACCCUCUCGGUGGAAAGGAACAGAAAACCGGAAAGGAUAUGUUCAAAGAUUUUCAGAUGGCAAAACCUGGAAGUGCCGCUCAGUUAAGACAAAACACUAACACAUUUGAUCAGUACUUCUCCAACAAAGUUGGAGUAGCCCAGGAAGCAGCUGACCAUGAUGAAUUUGACAUCAACCAGCUCUCUGAAAAAUCUGUUGAGCCUCCAGUACCUGUACUUCAACAGGCCUCUACAGCUACUAGACGAGUUCUGGCUCCAAGCUUGAACCAUUCCUCAACAGGAUUGAACUUGGAUGCUGCUUUCACUCCUAAUCCAGUUCCAAUUCCAUCAGACUCUGACCCUUUACCUGUUGCCAGGCUUUUUGAUGAUGCUUUUGGAAGCAGCUUUGUAGCACCACUUACAACAAGUGGUUCAGCUUCACAGACCAGUGCAAAAGCUGGUACCUUUGUAGAUCCUUUUGGAGAAAAUCCUUUUGCCUAAGCUUUGUCAAGUCCUGCAUUACUGAGGUUCCUUUUUUUUUUUAUAUAGGAAUUUUGAAACCAUCUGCAGCAUGGUGUGCCAUGCCUUCCUUCAGUCUUCAUUCCACUGUCAAUUUUUUUUUUUUUUUUUUGGGGGUUUCUUUUCUUUUCAAUUUUGUCAUUAUUUUAAGGUUUAAUUACAAAUUCAGGCUUCCAAUCACUUAAAUGCAAAAGUUUAUUUGGGAUUUAAAAAUGACUUUGGGAUAAUGACAGAAGUAUGAAACAAAACCUGGCAUAAGUUUACAGCAUGACACAUUCUCAGUGGAUUCCAAAUACCUACUGGAUAAUGAAAGAUGCUAAAUUUGUCUGAAAUUAAAUAAAGCAUGAAAUAAUU
This is a messenger RNA of Silurus meridionalis, 2839 nucleotides long. It is a transcript of the gene dab2, whose product is annotated as DAB adaptor protein 2. The transcript has 15 exons. Gene Ontology annotation, biological process: receptor-mediated endocytosis; negative regulation of canonical Wnt signaling pathway; positive regulation of endocytosis. The coding region runs from base 176 to 2467 and encodes 763 amino acids. Gene Ontology annotation, cellular component: plasma membrane. NCBI's taxonomy places the organism in Eukaryota, Metazoa, Chordata, Actinopteri, Siluriformes, Siluridae. The record is from RefSeq and is a predicted model, not a curated record.